This is a messenger RNA of Chilo suppressalis (striped riceborer), 3618 nucleotides long. NCBI's taxonomy places the organism in Eukaryota, Metazoa, Arthropoda, Insecta, Lepidoptera, Crambidae. The record is from the annotation of a GenBank genome assembly.
CUAGUAUAUAGGUAUUCUUUCAGUGUUUUCCAACUUUUUACGCUCAAUUUUAUAAUAAACUGAUUAAAAACACAAAUUAAUAAUAAGUGUUUUUUUCAAUAAUACUGUAAUAAUUGUGUUGUUGAAAUAGUUUCUUUAUUUUGCUAUAACAUAAUAAUAUGAAUACACCAAGAUAUUGUAGAACAUGUUUCGCUAAGAAAGCAGAAAAAAAUAUUACGGAUCUUUUAUUGAAGGGAUGCAACAGCACAUGGUCAGAAAUAAUAUUAUUCUGCCUAGAUAUACAGGUUGAAGAAAAUGAUGAAUAUAGUACAAUGUUAUGUCUGAAAUGUUACAAGAAAAUUAUAUUGUUUUACAAGUUUAAGUUACAAGUACAAAAGAAUGAUUCUUUAUUAAAGAAUAAAAAAACUGAAUCAAAAGUUAAACAUGAAAUAUUUCUGUCAGAUGUUAUCAAAGAGGAGGAUGAUGUAGAAAAUGCAGAUUUUAAUUACUGUGAUAGUUUGAUAGAAGAUACUUCUUUCCGUGCUGAAAUAAAACAGGAAUUGAAAGAGAAUAACCUAGUAGAUUGCCAGUCAGAUGAUGAACUAUUAAGUGUUAUACAAAAAAUCAAGUAUGAAUUUGUUACAGAUGAAAAUUUAGAUGAGGCUAAAGAAAAUGAACCAAUUAAAAAUGAGAAGAAAGAAAAGAAACUAUCUUAUGGAAAACAGACAACACAUCAAGUUUGUGAACAGUGUGGAAAAACAGUUCGCAACUUAAAAGAACAUAUCAUGUUACACCGGCCAGCCCAUACCAGGACAAGGGUGCCUUGUAAAUUGUGCGACAAAACAUUUGCCUCGCACAGUGCAAGAUAUAGGCACACCAAAGUGAAACACUUGGGUAUUAAGAUACCCUGCCACUUAUGUGACAAAGUGGUAGUGAACAUCAAGCAGCACAUGAUGGUAGUGCACGAAUCAUCGCAGUUACAACACGAGUGCGUGUCUUGCGGACGCCGGUUCAUAUCACAGUCCGCGUUGGAAGCGCACGCCUCUGUUCACACCAGUGAUAGGCCAUACGCCUGCGAACAUUGCGACAAAAGGUUCCGCACCAAGAUCAUGGCGUUGCAACACAAACGACAAGUGCAUGAUAAAGAGAAAUCGCACAUGUGCCAGUAUUGUUCAAAAAGUUUUUUCAAGAAAUAUCAUUUGCAAAUACAUUUAAGGAGUCACACCAAAGAGAAGCCGUACGAGUGUCCGGACUGCGGCAAGUUCUUCUCAUCGGUGACGGUGCUCAAGAACCACCGCAUGCUGCACAAGGACACCAAGUCUUACAAUUGUUCACUGUGUGACAUGACCUUCGCGAGACCAGGGUAAUUUUAAUAAUAAAUAAAUAAAUAUUUCCAACACUCACACCAAUUAGCCUAGCCCCAAAGCACUGCAAGGCUUGUGUUAUGGGAUGCUAGGGUGACGGAUAGAAUACAUAUACUGUACAUAUAUAAGUAUAUUUAUAUAGAAAUAAAUAUUAAACAUCCAUGACUGGAGUAGAAAUAAUAUUUAUUUGUUUCCAUCACACAAUGUUAUAUACAGUCAACAAUAGUAACGCAUAAUAGAUUUAGAGCUUCGAUUAAAACACAAAGGGAAUACCUUCCCGGCACUCGCGACUCAAAAGUGUAGCUCUGUGCAUGAAAACAAUUCGCUUUAGUCACAAUUGGACAUCCAAACACGCUGCAUGUGCACUUCAUUUAACAAUAUUGGUGAUAUUCUGCUUUAUUGCUAAAAAAACGCAGUCGAUUGCCAAGCGACGCGGAUUUGCCGUUUCGCUCGGGCUGCGUUGAAGCGUACAGUACCUCUAGCACGAACCAUUAAUCGAAUUCGAAUAGUUUGCAAACCGAAAUGUCAAUGUCAAAUUUUGUAUGGAAACUUGAACAGCAGCGGCACAAAAUACGUAACGAGAACUAAUAAUCAGUACACAUUUGACAAUUACAUUUCGGACUCGCAAACGAUACGAAUUUGAUAUUGGUUCGUGCUAAGGGUACAGUUGUCUCGCUCACUCGAUUGAAUGUUUAUUUAUAGCAGUGUGCGUGUGUGAGAGUUGCUUAUGCAGUUGAGUCGGGUCAUAUUUUAUUUGAUGCUAGUAUGAGCGUACCGUAUCUUCCCUUUUUGUUUUAAUCUAAGAUUUUCAGUAACAUUGCGGGAAGCAGGCAUCCUUGCUAAGUAAGACCUUUAAUUACGGACAGAGACAGGUAAGAUCUGUACCCGUAACACGCAACUAAGGCCAAAUAACACACUGUACCUUAGCACGAACCAAUAUCGAAUUCGAAUAGUUUGCGAGUCCGAAAUGCCAUUGUCAAAUGUGUUCUGAUUUUUAAUUCUCGUUACGUACUUUGUGGCGCUGCUGUUCAAGUUUCCAUACAAAAUUUGACAUUGACAUUUUGCACUCGCAAACUUCGCUAUAAUAUAAUAUAUAGAAUUCGAUAAUGGUUCGUGCUAGGGGUACUGUAUUAUACUUGUUACAUUCAACAGGCCCGAUUCGAAAUAUAUAUGGUAGAGGUGCCCUGCUGUUUACUUGCAUUAAUUUGAGGAGAAAAAAAUCCUUAAAAGAUACGCAUGCUGCCGCAGAACAGUCGGGACCCAUUAGAUAUUCAAGAAUACAUAAUAUUUUUCAACAGUGGGUCCCGACUGCUAAAGUAGCUUUGUUCCUUAUUAACAGAAUUAUAGACUACUGGACUUGUUUUUUUCUUUUCAGUUUUUAUUUGAAGUAUAAUUAAGCAGUCGGGUUUUUUGAUUUUUUAAAUUUACCUUUUUUAUUUCACACUUUUUAGUUAGUUAGUAUUUUAAGACGGUAUAUACCGUAGUCUUGUUACUUCAGUAAGGGAAUUAAUAUCGCGGGAAUUAUUAAGUACCUUGCGUCGGUCUAAAAGAUUGAUUUAUUAAGACAUAUAGAGACUUUACCAGCGGGGUCAAGGCUACAGAUAGGCUCAAUUUUCGCAAAAAUGUGUGAAGUUAAAUCAAGUCAUUACAUAAAUAUCUCUAAUGUAUGUAAAUUUUAUAGUAAACUAGAACUUACUCAAAAAGUCAUCUUUUGUUUAUGUUUUUUUUAAUAGUUUAGCAGUAAAUAUAAAAUUCAUUUACUUUUAUUCGUCGACUAUUUAAAAUUGGCAGUGGCUGCAUUGUCAUGUCAAUGCCGGACGUCUAUGAUUGUGAUAUACACAAUGCAGUGUCAGUCCCUAGUCUCAUAAUUUGAUAUACCUACAUAAUUCACAGAAACCCAAUAUGUAGAUGCCAGAAGUUAACUUCAAAUGUUUUUAAUCACCCUAUAUACAAUACCAAUCAAUGACGUUUAUGUCGCAGGUUGAAGAAAGCAGUAAUCCCCGUCUGUUGUUUUGGACAAUGGUGGCAACUGCCUUAGAACACUAAAUUAAAUAAUUAUGCAAUCACCAAAGCAAAGUUUAUAAUAUUUGAUUAAACUAAAGGCGCAUAAUAAAAUUUUCAUAACGUUAGAUAGAGCACCAUAGCAAUCUCAUUUAUUAUCAAUUUAUAGUUCUCUUUGUAGUUUUCUUUUAAAGCGUUCACAUAUAACAGGUCAAAGACUUUGAGAUCGACCCUUUUUUAUUGGUAGUGUAAAGCUCGAAUGAAGAGUACUCCC